Colletotrichum orchidophilum is the source of this 1662-nucleotide messenger RNA. RefSeq names its product carboxypeptidase cpdS. The transcript is spliced from 5 exons. Lineage: Eukaryota; Fungi; Ascomycota; Sordariomycetes; Glomerellales; Glomerellaceae. Bases 1 to 1662 code for a protein of 553 amino acids. The record is from RefSeq and is a predicted model, not a curated record. Gene Ontology annotation, biological process: proteolysis. Gene Ontology annotation, molecular function: serine-type carboxypeptidase activity.
AUGGUUUCAGCGAUGUCCAUCCGUCACCUGCUGCUGGGAUUGUUGCCGUGCAUCACCGUUUUGGCCGAUUCUUGGCGGAUCGAUGGCUUCAACCCGGUGAAGAAAUUCGCAGAGGCCAAGCGAUUAUCCAUACGCCGCCAUAUUGAGCGUCGAGAGAGCACUGAAAAGUAUCAGCAUUUGAAUGAAAAGACAGAGAAGUACCUUGUCAAUGGCACGUCUAUUCCGUUUGUUUACUGGGAUCUUGGCGAGUCCUACGCUGGUCAGAUUCCCAUCUCCAAGGAGGCGAACGAAACUCGUCAGCUCUUCUUCUGGUACUUCCCUAGCACCAAUAAAGAUGCAUCUGACGAGGUAACCAUUUGGUUGAACGGAGGCCCCGGAUGCAGUUCUAUGAUAGGACUAAUUCAGGAGCACGGCCCAUUCACUUGGUUCCCUUCCACUUACCGCCCUGUCUACAAUAUCUACAGCUGGUCCCAGCUCUCAAACAUGCUCUACAUUGAUCAGCCCGCCGGCACUGGCUUCUCGGUCGGUAAGCCAGGAGUCAAUACGGAAGAAGAGAUUGCGCAGCAAUUCCUCGGCUUCUACCACAAUUGGAUGGAGACCUUCGGAACUAAGGGACGCAAGACUCAUCUCACUGGUGAAAGCUACGCUGGCCACUACAUCCCCUAUAUCGGUGACGCCAUGAUCAAGUCCAACCAGUCUGCCGACUACAACCUGUCAGGCGCUAUGAUGUUCAGCCCGUACAUCAGAUCUAAUCCCAAGGAAUUUCAGCAGAAUUCAGUCACCCUUCCCUUCCUCAACGAGAACAACAACGUCAUUGGACUGUACCCCGGCGUUGGAGACUACUACGACCGCCUCAACGCCGCCGACGAGGAAUGCGGCUACGCCGAGAUGCGUGAAAAGUACUUCACCUUCCCUCCCAAGGGCCCUUUCCCGCCCGGAAACAAUAGCGAUGCCUGCUCGACUUCUUCCAUUUUAUAUGACGGUGUUGGAAAUAUUAGCCCUUGCUUCAACGUCUACCACGUGUCUCAGGGCUGCCCCGGCCCAUCCGACCCCCUCGCCUGGGCCUCCGAGGGUGACAAUGCUUCCAUACCCCUUGGCUUCCACUAUGCAGAAUGGCACUCAUACCUCAACCUUCCCGAGAUACGCAAGGCCCUCCACAUCCCCGCCGGUCAGAGAGACUGGAAGGAGUGCUCAGACGAGAACCCCUUCGGUCCCACUGGCGAUGUAAGUCUGGAUCCCUUCGCCUCUGGUGCCCUGACCCGUGUCAUUGAGCACACGAACAACUUGAUCAUCGCCAGUGGCAGCCUGGACUACCGUUAUCCCACCAACGGUACGCUCAUGGUGUUGCAGAACAUGACCUGGAACGGACAGCAGGGUUUCGACGAGUUCCCAUCCAAGAACUUCUUUCUCCCUGCUGCCUACAGCGAUACUUCUUCUCAAAGUGCCGCUGGAAAGAUUGGUGAUUGGGUUGCACAGCGCGGACUGACUUUCGCUCGUGUGUUCAACGCCGGGCACGAACUUCCUCGAUAUGCUCAAGGAGCAGGAUACCGCCUCCUAGAGCAGCUUCUCGGGCGUGUCACGGACUUGACCAGCGACCUUAUGUUCACCGCCCUUCCAGGCGACUUCUCAUCACUCAAUAUAACUCAUGGUCGACCUCCCUAG